CGCCAUCACCGCUGUUAGGUUCUACCAGGAGACCUUCGGCGUCCCUCCGGCCACGCGAGCUCGCCGAAAUGGUCGCCCACAGGUUCCAUCAGUACCAGGUGGUGGGUCGCGCGCUGCCGACCCCAACCGAUGAGCACCCCAAGAUCUACCGCAUGAAGCUCUGGGCCACCAACGAGGUUCGCGCCAAGUCCAAGUUCUGGUACUUCCUGAGAAAGCUCAAGAAGGUGAAGAAGAGCAAUGGCCAGAUGCUUGCCAUCAACGAGAUCUUUGAGCGCAACCCGACCACCAUCAAGAACUAUGGCAUCUGGCUGCGCUACCAGAGCAGGACUGGUUACCACAACAUGUACAAGGAGUACCGCGACACCACCCUGAACGGCGCAGUGGAGCAGAUGUACAACGAGAUGGCCUCCCGCCACCGCGUGAGGUCCCCCUGCAUACAGAUCAUCAAGACAGCGACGGUCCACUUCAAGCUGUGCAAGAGGGACAACACCAAGCAGUUCCACAACUCCGAGAUCAAGUUCCCGCUUGUGUACCGCAAGGUCAGGCCGCCUACCAGGAAGCUCCGGACCACUUUCAAGGCUUCCAGGCCCAACCUUUUCAUGUGAGAGGUAUAUCGUACCCGUGUUCUGUGUCUUGAGCGCCCGAGAGAUAAGGAUUCUUCCUGUGCAAGUUUUUGGUGCCCUGUUCAUUGAGCACUUUGUUUGAUUCCAGUUAAGGAUUUGAAUGAUGCUGUGUAAAACAAUGACUUGUCUGCAAUUAGUUAUCAACUACUGCUAUUUACCUGCCC
Messenger RNA from Zea mays, 787 nucleotides. RefSeq names its product 60S ribosomal protein L18a-like. Gene Ontology annotation, molecular function: structural constituent of ribosome. The transcript is spliced from 4 exons. Gene Ontology annotation, cellular component: ribosome. Bases 69 to 605 code for a protein of 178 amino acids. The record is from RefSeq and is marked validated. NCBI's taxonomy places the organism in Eukaryota, Viridiplantae, Streptophyta, Magnoliopsida, Poales, Poaceae. Gene Ontology annotation, biological process: translation.